This is a messenger RNA of Helianthus annuus (common sunflower), 2304 nucleotides long. RefSeq lists its product as uncharacterized. NCBI's taxonomy places the organism in Eukaryota, Viridiplantae, Streptophyta, Magnoliopsida, Asterales, Asteraceae. Gene Ontology annotation, biological process: DNA integration. The record is from RefSeq and is a predicted model, not a curated record. The coding region runs from base 1 to 2304 and encodes 767 amino acids. The transcript is spliced from 3 exons. Gene Ontology annotation, molecular function: nucleic acid binding; RNA-DNA hybrid ribonuclease activity.
AUGACGGGGGUACCACGCGAUAUCGCGCAACAUUGUUUAAACAUCAAACCAUCAGUAGAUCCGGUCAUUCAGGGAAGGCGCAGCUUCAGCGAAGAAAAAGCAAAAGCGAUGGACGAGCAAGUAACAGAAUUGCUCAACGCGGGAAUCUUGCGCAAAGUGAAAUACCAUACAUGGGUUGCCAAUCCAGUCAUGGUGCAAAAACAUAACGGCGGAUGGAGAAUGUGUGUCGACUUCAAAGACCUCAACAAAGCAUGCCCUAGAGACUGCUAUGCGCUCCCGGAAAUAGACAAGAAAGUCGAUUCUUUAGCAUCAUUCAGGUGGAAAUGCUUUCUCGACUGCUAUAAGGGUUAUCACCAGGUCCAGAUGAAAGAAGAAGAUGAAGAAAAAACCGCAUUUCGCACAGACAAAGGCAUCUACUGUUACACUAAAAUGCCGUUUGGGUUGCGCAACGCAGGCGCCACAUAUCAACGCCUAAUGGACACAAUCUUUAGCGAGGAUAUUGGCAAAACUGUCGAAGUAUAUAUGGAUGACCUCGUCAUCAUGAGUCAUGAAGAGGAGACGAUGCUCCACAAUAUCCAGCGCACAUUCGAUUCCUUACGAAGCGUAAAUUUAAAAUUGAACCCGACAAAAUGCUCCUUCGGAAUGGAAGAAGGAAAGUUUUUGGGUUUCAUAGUUACCAAAGACGGUUUUAAAGUCAAUCCAGAGAAGGUACAGACCAUUCAGCAAAUGCCAUCACCAGCAACAGUCAAAGAAAUGCAAAGGCUUGCCGGACGAUUAGCAGCUCUAAAUAGAUUUUUGGCCAAUCAUGCAGCAAAAUCUUACCCAUUUAUCAGUACGCUGCGAAACUGCGGUAAGAAAACUCCCUUUCAAUGGACACCCGAAGCAGAAGCAGCUUUCAAGCAAAUGAAAGAAUAUUUAAUCCAAUUACCAACACUGACCGCGCCAAAAGAAAAAGAACCAUUAAUCUUGUAUCUGUCAGCCGCGGAGGUGGCAGUAGGCGUAGUAUUAAUGGUAGAGCGGGAAAACAUUCAGACUCCAAUCUACUACAUCAGCAAAAUGCUUACCGGACCUGAAACUCGUUAUUCAAUGAUAGAAAAGCUGGUUUUAGCGCUAGUACACGCAUCCAGACGCUUGCGCAGACCAAGACCAGCAAUCAAAGGGCAAGUUCUGGCAGAUUUCGCCACCGAAGUUCCCGUUGAUAAAGUGCAAGAAUGUGAGGCAAUCCAAAAUCCAACGCCUGUUUUUGACGACAGAGUCUGGACCUUACACACUGAUGGGGCGUCCAAUGACGACGGAGCAGGAGCAGGUCUCCGAUUAGUCAGCCCGGAUAAUCACGAACUCACAUAUGCUAUCCGCUUGGAUUUCCAAAGUACUAACAACGAAGCGGAAUAUGAAGCAUUUCUAGCAGGUCUUCGUCUAGCACUCAAAAUGGGAGCAAAAAACCUUGAAGCUAACGUUGACUCAAAGCUAGUAGCUGAACAAGUUAACGGUCGCUACGACGCGAAGGGUGAGGCUAUGGCGUUGUACCUCGAACAAGCGCGGAUGUUAAUUAAUCAAUUUCAGACAUUCAAAGUCAAUCACAUAAACAGAAGCGAGAACAAACAUGCUGACGCGCUAAGCAAAUUUGGGUUACCAUUGCGCAUUAUUUCCGAUAAUGGCACAAACUUUGCUGCAGAAGACCUUCAAAAAUGGUUCAAAGAAAUGAAUAUUGAGCACAGCUUCACCUCCGUCGCACAUCCUCAAGCGAAUGGUCAGGUCGAAAGCAUAAACAAACAGAUCGUCGACGGUAUAAAAGCGCGACUGGGGACAGCGCGCAGAGGGUGGGUUGACGAGCUUCCCAACAUCCUCUGGGUGCAUCGAACAAUGCCAAAGACUAGCACCGGAGAAACUCCGUUCAGUUUAGUCUAUGGGUCAGAAGCCGUCAUUCCAGCCGAAAUAGGCCUACCCUCGCCGCGCAUGUUAGCAAUGGAAAAGCAGGACAAUGAGCAAGAACGGAGGAUGGAUUUAGACCCUCUGGAAGAAAGACGCGAGAACGCGGCCAUAGCAGAAGCAAGGUACAAGUCCAAGUUAGAGAGAUAUUACAACGCGCGUGUGCGCAUCUGCACUUUUGUUCCCGGAGAUUUUGUCUUACGCGACAACGAGGCUUCAAACGCUGAAAAACCCGGCAAAUUAGCGCCGAGGUGGGAAGGACCCUAUGUCAUCAACGAAGUCUUGGGUAAAGGAGCAUAUACCCUAAAAAGGGUUGAUAGGACUCUAGUUCCCAGCACCUGGAACGCACAACAGUUGCGCAGGUGUUACAUGUAA